CGGGCCGGAGGAGCCGCCGCCAUUUCGGUGUCGCUGGGAGCGGGGCCGGGACAGCGGCGAUGGAGCCCGGAGCCCGCCCGGGCGGCGGCGGCGCCGCGGGGCAGUCCCGGGAGUACAAACUGGUGAUGCUGGGAGCGGGAGGCGUCGGCAAGAGCGCCAUGACCAUGCAGUUCAUCAGCCAUCGGUUCCCAGAGGACCACGAUCCCACCAUUGAGGACGCCUAUAAAAUCCGGAUCCGCAUCGAUGAUGAGCCUGCCAACCUGGAUAUUUUGGAUACAGCAGGACAGGCAGAGUUCACAGCCAUGAGGGAUCAGUACAUGAGGGCUGGCGAGGGUUUCAUCAUCUGCUACUCCAUCACGGACCGGCGCAGCUUCCACGAGGUGCGCGAGUUCAAGCAGCUCAUUUACCGCGUGCGCCGCACCGACGACACCCCCGUGGUGCUGGUGGGCAACAAGUCCGACCUCACCCAGCUGCGCCAGGUGUCCAAGGAGGAAGGCUCUGCCUUGGCACGGGAAUUCAACUGCCCCUUCUUCGAGACGUCGGCCGCGUUCCGCUACUACAUCGAUGACGUGUUCCAUGCGCUGGUGCGGGAGAUCCGCAGGAAGGAGAAGGAGGCCGUGAUGGCCCUGGAGAGGAAAUCCAAACCCAAAAGCAGCGUCUGGAAAAGACUCAAGUCCCCCUUUAGGAGGAAGAAGGAUUCGGUCACUUGAACAGAAAAAUCCCUCUGCAAAGCAGGACAAAAGCUGUGAGCCUUUGUGAGCCGAGCAGCUCGGUGCCAGCACUGACAGCAUGUGACACCUGAGGGGACUUGGAGAGGGAAUGUGUAACUCUGCCAGUUGUUUUUGUUUAGAGCCGUGUUGCCUUGAUUCUGGGUGUUGAACUUGAGGCCCAGUGACAGUUGUACUUUGUUGUCAUUUUUUUACUGGACUCGGCACGUGUUGGUUCAUGGCCCUGCACUUUGGAGUGUUUGUCCUUGGUGUCAGCAGCCUGGAAGCUGAACUGUGCAAAGCAUUGCUGGAGUUCAGCCUCUCUGAGCCCGUGGUUUUCCCAAUUAUUUGCACAAGAGGAUUUUGCUGCUCUCCAGGACGAC
Sturnus vulgaris (Common starling) is the source of this 1090-nucleotide messenger RNA. It is a transcript of the gene RIT1, whose product is annotated as Ras like without CAAX 1. The record is from RefSeq and is a predicted model, not a curated record. Gene Ontology annotation, biological process: signal transduction. NCBI's taxonomy places the organism in Eukaryota, Metazoa, Chordata, Aves, Passeriformes, Sturnidae. Gene Ontology annotation, molecular function: GTPase activity; GTP binding. Gene Ontology annotation, cellular component: membrane.